ACUUACUCAAAGGCAGCAACUAGUACAGAACACAAGACAGACCUGCCAGCCAUAAAAUAUACAACAUUCUGUGAAGAGUACGUUAAGAAAUCAAAGCUGACAUUAUCUUAAUUCAGAAACGUCUGAAUUCUGGCUCUGGAUAGCCUCAGGACACCACUGGUCUUCAUCUGUACGCUGACAAAAGUACUACAGACAUCCAGAAAAAGAGCCCAUGGAUGAUCCAGUGCUGGACUCAUCUGCUCAGACAGAACAUGGCUUACUUCUGCUCAGGCAGCUAGAGAGGAUGAGGGCAGCUGAGGAGCUCACUGAUGUGGUGCUGCUGGCAGAGGGGAUCCCUUUUGCUUGCCACAAGGUGGUGCUGUCUGCUUUCAGCCCGUACUUCCAGGCCAUGUUUACAUGUGGGCUGAAGGAGACCCAGGGAGGAGAGGUACCUCUUAAAGACACACCUGCUGAGAGUCUGGAGCUGCUACUGGACUACAUGUACAGAGCUGAACUCCCCCUUUGCAACGACAACAUCCAGGGAUUGGCUGCUGCUGCCUUCCUGCUCCAUGUAGAUGGAGCCUUCAGGUUGUGUCAGAGCCACAUGGAGGCCUGUAUGGACCCUUCCAACUGUGUCGGUCUGUACCACUGGGCCAGAGACCUAGGGGCUGCAAGUCUGGCUGACUGUGCCUUGAGAUACCUCUGCCAACACUUUGCACAGGCUUGUGAGGAAGAAGAAGUGCUGGAGCUGGAUGCCCAAAGUCUUGGGGAUCUGCUGGGUUCAGAUGACCUCAACAUAUCACAGGAGGAGGUUGUGCUGGAGCUGGUGCUGCGUUGGGUGGAGAGGCGAAGGGGGGACUCCCAAAGCGAAGCCCAGGCUGUGGAGUUACUCAGGCGUGUCCGGCUGGAACUUGUGGACCCUGGAUUCCUCCGUAAAGCCAGGAGGAGAAACCCGGUGCUACUGAGGGAUGCUGAGUGCUUUGGAAUGAUUGACGCUGCUCUCCAGACCUCAGGUCUCUGUGAGAUGUCAGCUCCACCUCGGCCGGCCCUUCGUUACGGCAUGGAGACCACCGACCUGCUGCUCUGCUUGGGUGGGGUGAAUAAGGAGGGGGUGCCUGCCCGCCGUGGAGGACUUGCUGACCUUAGUUUUUGCUUUGCCCCCCAUGGUAGAAGGACUUACUACAUCCCCUCUCCACUGAGGGGCUGUGGAGGUAUGGGGCAGAUCACAGCUGGGGUAGUGACACGAGACAACAACAUAGUGGUGGCCAUAGAGGCAGAAGACCAACACAGGAUAAAGAGGGUGGAUAUCUACAGGUACGAUAAUUCGGAAGAGAACAGCUGGGUGGAGCUGUGCUCCACAGUAUACAGGGACAUGUAUGCUUUAGGGCUGUUAGGUGAUGCCCUGUAUAUGAUAGGAGGUCAGAUGAAAUUGCGUAAUCACUACAUUAUCACAGACAGUGUGGAGAGAUGGUCGCUGAAGAGAGGAGGCAGCUGGCUCAGCUUCGCCCCUCUGCCUCUCCCCUUAGCCUGCCACUGUACUGUCAGCCUGAAGGAGCGUCUCUAUGUGCUGGGGGGCUGGACGCCACAGCACCAGCCAGAUGAUGAGCCUGACAAGCUGAGUAACCGUGUGUUUCAGUUUGACCCCGGCAAGGACAGGUGGACUGAGCGUGCCAGGAUGAAGUACUCCAGGUACCGCUGCGGCACAGCUGUCCUCAAUGGAGAAAUCUACAUACUAGGUGGUAUAGGUUGUGAUGGAGAGGAUCGUGGACAAUCACGUCGCUGUCUGAGCUCUGUGGAGAUCUAUAACCCAGACACAGACACCUGGAGGGUGGGGCCGACCCUGCCCACUUCUUUACUCACGCUCCGAACCAACGCCUCCAAUAUAGGAGCAGUGGAGGGCAAGCUCUACCUCUGUGGAUACUACAAGGGGGCCGGCCGUCAUGAGAUCAUCACCAAGGAGAUUUUGCAAAUGGACCCUGCAGACAAUGUGUGGACGGUGGUGGAAAGACGAGCAGCCGUGCAUGACAGCUAUGACGUCUGCCUGGUGGCUAACCUCAAUCCUCGAGACCUCUUCACACCCUAAUUCAUCUCCUCCUGACUCAGAGCAAAAAUGCUUGGAGACAGGAUAUGUGGAAAAUGAGCUUCUGUCCUCUUAACCUCCUACUAAAACCUGGCAUGACUCCUGGACUUCACCAACAGCAAGGUCAAGAUACAUGUCAAAUCUGGAUAACUUCGCCAAAAAAAGACAAUACUCUGUGUUGGUGUGCAGGUGUAAAAUAUCUGCAAAGCUUUUGCCUUUUUAAAUGUAUAAUGAUUCAUAAGUGUAACCAUCAACAGAUCCUCAUACCUAAACAUCAAAAUUGGGUUAGUUUAUUCGUGAAAGACCCAUGUGACCUUUACAAAAACUAUUCAUAUGAAAGUUUUCUAAUCAUCCACAGCUAUGGUUAAGGUUUGGUUUAGUUUAGGGAAUUUAAACCACUGGAAUAAGAGUAGAGAAAUAUUGUGGUCAUGGUUAAAAGAAACCAGUGUCUGUUGGUAGGAGACAGGAUGCAAACUGCAGCCUCUGGUGGCAUGCACUUCCUCCCCCCUGCUUCUAACAGAUAACAGUAAUGUAUCACAUCACCACAAGAGUUUGAUUGUCACAAAAAAUAUUUGCUGUUUUAAAGGUAUGGUUUUUCAUAUGGAAAAAAAAAUUCUUAUUUGCAUUCUUAGAGUCAGAUGAGAAGAAUGUUAUCAAUCCCACGUGUAGAGAGUGGUAUUGAUCUUCUCAUCUAACCUUUAGUAAGAACA
Molecule: messenger RNA, 2769 nt
Organism: Sander lucioperca (pikeperch)
Lineage: Eukaryota; Metazoa; Chordata; Actinopteri; Perciformes; Percidae
Product: kelch repeat and BTB domain-containing protein 12-like
Exons: 10
Coding region: 212-2062 (616 amino acids)
Molecular function (GO): protein binding
Source: RefSeq, a predicted model, not a curated record